GGAUUAUCAUACAAAACGAACUGGAGAUGUUAUUCCUGCCUGGCAUAAUAUUCCAAAAUCACAUAGCAGUAGCAUCUUGGAAGUAGAGUCUGCCUCUUCUGCAACCUGCAAGACAAAAAAUAAAUACUGCUUUGGUAAUGGUGGGGAGAUACUUGUUUCAUCCAAGAGUGAGCUAGAUGAAUUACAAGAAGAAGUAGCAAGAAGGGCCCAGGAGCAGGACUUCCAAAGGAAGCAGGAAAAGGAACUAGAGGCAGCAAUGGGCUUUAAUCCCCACCCAAGCCGAUUCAUGGAUCUGGAUGAACUGCAAAAUCAGGGGAGGACUGGUGGCUUUGAGAGGCCUGUGCAAGAGGCAGAUUCAGUCUUUCAAGAGUCACUACAUCAAGAGCAGAAGGGAGAUUGUGCUGCAGCUUUGGCUCUCUGUAACGAAGCUAUAUCUAAACUAAGACUUGCCAUGCAUGAUGCCAGCUCUAGCACUCAGAGCAGAGCUCUAGUCGAUAAGAAGCUGCAAAUCUAUGUCCGAAAAGAGCGGAGCCUCCAGGAUCGCAUGCAGCAACAACAGCCUGUACAACCGCCGCCCACCUGCCACCCACCACCGGGGGGCAACAUGACACAAUCUACAAGUAAACAGACUGUCCCACUCCAAGUACUGCUGAGACAGAAGAUAGUGCUGGAACCCAGCAAAGAAGCAGAACCUGGGUCCAGUUCCUACAUCCAUCCGCUUGCUUCCCAUCCCGAAAAGCAAUCAUCAUAUUCUAAGUCCCUACUUCAAUCCCUUCCUGAAAACAGUCUGAACUUUCAAGCUGCUUCUGUUACUUUCAGUGAUCAAGCUACCUCUUUUCCUUAUAGACAAGCUGUUAGUGACCGAUCCAUUCAGACUAAGAAUGAAAUCAAUGGUGAUCUGAAACUUGCUUCUCCUACUACCUUAAAAGAUUAUAAGGACCACAACAGUAACAUUAAGGUCAAGAAACUACAUAAUGUAGCAACUCCUUUCACCUCCUACUGCAAAAUGAAUUUAAACAUGACAAACUCUGAAUCAUUACCUACACUCUUCCCCUCUUCACCGUCACCCAGCAAAAAAGGCCUAUGUAAUCCGCUCUUCCACUCAGGAAGUGUUUCAGAAUGGCCUGGUGCUGCUCCGCCUGGGGACUAUCAUGGUGCAACAUUGCCUUCUCUCUCCCCUCAUUUUUCUCCAGAAGCAUUACAGACUACUGUGCCACUCGAAGUAAACAGCCAUGGGAGUUUACAUCACCCGCAAGAAGAAUUUGUCAACGGGGAUUCUUUGAAAUCUGAGGGUGUAAGUAGCAAAAGACAUGUCCUUUCCACUGCAGAACAGUUUCAGUGGCUGGAGGGAGAUUUUCAAAGACAAGGCAUUUACGAGGAAAAAAGGAAGGCAGCUGCCUGUCAUGAUCAAAAUGCUCCAAACUUACAGCAGAGAUCCUACAGCAGCCCUUUUUUCCUCAAGCUGUCAGAUACUGGAAGACAGGAGAAUGGAAUGCCACCUGCCGAAAUUUUGGACUCAAGCCUUUCUAAAAUUGAGCUGAGUUCUGAAGAUUGUUUUAGUGCUUCCAAUAUCACUUCUAAGAGUUCUGAGUCACAUAAAAAAAUCCUCUGCAACAAAGGGAAACAAUGUACCUUGAUUCCCAAGUUAUAUCCAAGAAGAUGCAGCUGUGAGGAAGAAACAAGACACACCAAUUAUAGAAAUCCUGCUGACUCGGUUGCAUCUGUGCCUGUGGACAGCUGCACAGACCAUGUUAAAAAGUAUUGUAAUACUCAGCAUAAGAGUACCAGCUGGCUUUUGAUGCCUGGAGACAAAUCACCUGUGAUCAGUCAGAUAGCUUUUGGGGAAGAUCCAGUGCAGAAUCAAGAAACAGUGCAGGAGAUUUCUGAGCUGGAAUCUCUGUAUCAGGCUAGCAUACAAGCACCACAGACAAGUAAAUCUCUACUGGGAAAACUGGACAAUUCCAAGCCGGUGUUGGACAAAACAGCAAACUUGCCUACAAGAAAGACACACAGGGGUCUGUCAAGAACAGCAGAAUCUGAACACAACAUCUGUGGAAAUAUUGGUUCUCCAGAUCCAAAGACAAAAACACACGUGCCAUAUGCCAGAAAACCUGGCAAGGAGCCAGAAGAGGAAACCUACAGUGCAGAGAACUUCCGUCGCAUUGCACGCAGUCUCAGUGGGACAGCCCUCACAAGCAAAGAGGAGAAACUUGUUUCUUUUCAGAAUUUUGAAGUGUCCAGUGAGAGGAAAAUGUCAGUGGAAGCCAGGCACCAUUCUUCCAGCACUACUUCCCUUCCGUUUCCUCCCAGUUCGCCCCCUGUGCUACCCUUCUACCUGCAGCGCUCUUCAUCCCAACUGCAACCCUUCUCCCAUGAUGCCCCAGUGACUAGUCUGGUGGGCAAGAUGCACAGACAAUCAGGAAAUCAGAAGAGCAUCCAAAAAUGUCUAGCUGCGCCUGACAGGAGUGCAGCUUUCCAAACAGAAGACAACCCAUGUGGGCCACUGAGUUACGGAAGCCCCACUUACAAACAGGACCUGUCUUCUGAAGGGCAAAAAUCUCUUAAUAGAUCUUUAGACAGUGGAACAUCAAACACUUUCAACCUCUGUAGGCUACAGAGAAGUCCUACUGACCAAGAGAUAGCAGUAUUGUCAGAUAGAGAAACAGUACAUUGGGAAUAUACUACACAGAUGAACAAGGGCUCACAAGAACAUUCGCCCCAGUGGCCACUCCCUCAAGGAAAGGAUGAAGCUUGUGGUCUUGAUUGGAGGCAAUCGCCUAGCAGGGGUUACAGCACAGUAUCACAUGGAGCUUCAAGACACAAAGGCUUUCAAAGUUGCCUUCUGACUUCCCAGCAAGCUAAGGUCCGAGGCCCAAGACGAGUAGAUAUGCCCCCAGAUGAAGACUGGCGGCAGCACACCUUUGCUCCACAGCCUGCAACAAGAAGAAUGUUGCCAGUGCACAUGAUGGAUGGAGCUUCUUCAUCCUCUUUGGAAAUGCCCUGUAAAACACUAGCCCAUGCAGCUGUUGCCUCCAUGCACAGCCAUGACUGGUGAAAUGUCACCCUGCCAUUUGGUUGUUCCUUUUUGAAAUAGGCUCUUAUCUGAAUUGAAGAUACUGAAAUAAGAUAGCAAGAUUUUUUCAGCCACUUAUUGCCAGUUUUGUCUUUAAAGUAGUUAUAUGAUUGCCGAAAACUAACUGCACUUUAUUUCUGUGUAUGUACUGCUGUUUAUAAGAAUCUUUUCACCAAUUCCAUUCCUAACCUUUCGCUACAGGAAAUGGUUUAUCACUCACCUGCAGGAGAAGGGAGGGUAAGGUUUGCAUUUGAACUAAAAAUUAAAUCCUCUGAUAUUUUCUAUAGGCUGUAUUUGGUGAAUUAAUGUAUCAUGUUAAGUAGCACUAGAAAACCUAUGUGCCAACUUACAAUUCAAUGUUACGUUCUUCUGCUCCAUUACAUGCUGGGGGGAAGAUGUUAGAAUCUUUUUACAGAACUGGCAAAGCUUAUAAUUUAAUAAGGCACUUUGUGCUGAGAUACAGGCACAGAUAACUACUGUAGGGGCUAGUGAGGGAGUGGUAAGAAAUAUGGCACCAGCCCAUUUCCCAUUUUUUUCAAAGUAGACUAACAGUGUUUGAAGUAGCACAUUUAAUAAACACAGAAUCACUGUAACUAUUUUAGGCUCUGACAUACUUGCCUUUGUAAGUUUUUUCAAAUAAAUCAAUGAAAUAGUUAUAUCUAUUGAAUGAUUAUUAAUUGCUUUUACCUCUUCAGAAAGGUGUUCAAAAAAUUGGAACAGUUCUUUCACUGUUCAAACUUUUUUUUACUCUCCACAGUAUUAAA
This is a messenger RNA of Python bivittatus (Burmese python), 3837 nucleotides long. NCBI's taxonomy places the organism in Eukaryota, Metazoa, Chordata, Lepidosauria, Squamata, Pythonidae. The record is from RefSeq and is a predicted model, not a curated record.